Messenger RNA from Hydractinia symbiolongicarpus, 813 nucleotides. RefSeq names its product serine/threonine-protein phosphatase 6 regulatory ankyrin repeat subunit B-like. The transcript has 4 exons. Gene Ontology annotation, molecular function: transcription cis-regulatory region binding; protein binding. NCBI's taxonomy places the organism in Eukaryota, Metazoa, Cnidaria, Hydrozoa, Anthoathecata, Hydractiniidae. The record is from RefSeq and is a predicted model, not a curated record. Gene Ontology annotation, cellular component: nucleus. The coding region runs from base 1 to 813 and encodes 270 amino acids. Gene Ontology annotation, biological process: positive regulation of transcription by RNA polymerase II.
AUGGCAGCGCAUGCGAUGCAUGAAAAUCAACAGAGAAUUGCAUUUAGACAGUUUCUGCAAGAAGAACAAGAAAAAAGUUCCGCUUGGAGGGAAUUAAAAACUACUAGCUGUUUCCUGUGGAAGAAUCCACUAUAUGAUAAACUUGCGAGGUUAGAAAUAGAGAUUACUAUUGAAAUUUUGCGCCGACUGCGAACUUCGGCCCUGUUUCAUUUAGCGCAAAUUUAUUUCAUGAGUCAGAAAUUUGAGAAAGAAAAACUUGAAACAAUCAUUGAAAAUGGCGAUGUCAAGACAUUUCAAACGAUUCUUAUCGAUCAUCCAAAUAUCUUUAAAAUGAGAGGUAAUGAUGGAAAAACACUGUUGAUUAUAGCUGUAUGGUACAAUAAACCAUCAAUAGUGAAAUGUUUGAUUGAUGCUGGUAGUAAUGUGUAUGCUGUGGAUGAAUAUAAAUGGAAUGCAUAUCACUACAGUGCAUGUUAUGGUCAUCAUGAUGUUUUGAAAGUUUUAAUUAAUCAUGACGUAACAAACAUUAACAAUGUAAACAGUAACAAUAACACACCAUUACAUUUUGCAUCUUCUUUCGGUCGUAUUGUUUGUGUGAAGUUGUUGUUGUCUAUACCACACAUCGAUGUCAAUAUACGAGACAGAUGCAAUAACACACCAUUACAUCUUGCAUCUCGUGAUGGUCAUACUGAUUGUGUAAAGUUGUUGUUGUCGAUACCACAUAUCGAUAUCAAUAUACGAAACAAAUGGUACCAAACUGCUUAUGAUGUUGCUCGUAAUAACUCUAUCAAACGUUUAUUACAAGAACAUUAG